GUAGAUUUCUACUUCCAUGAGUGAGAUCCACAAGGUCGGUCGUGUUGGUAAUGCGAAUGGUGUCAGAAGGGUGGAGCAGCCGUGGCAGUUUUUACGAAUCGACAGUUGGAUCGAAGUCGUGUAUAACGGAGUGGGUGGAAUCUGCCGCGCCCGAUCCUCGAGCGCAACGGAUGCUGAGAUCGUCGAGCUGGGUCAUCGACACGAGAAAAAGAGACAGUAAGGUCGUCUGGAGCAUCGAGAUCGGUGGUAUCUUGUUCGUGUUAUUGGUAUUAAGACGCAUGUACGGGCGAAGGAACGCCAGGGCGGCACCAAGAAGGGGACGUUGGUCGAACUGCGGACGAUACUGGUCGAAUAUGAGCGGCAAUGGCCAGUCGAACGGGCAAUAUAACCCGCCUCCGCCUGGAGUGUACGGUCCGAGUUGGCAGCAUCCGAAUCCUCCACCUAGUUCUGGACCAGGUGGUGGGAAUGUUGGGUAUCAAGCUCAGCAGCCUGCUGCACCAUGGAAUGUGUCGGGACCAUGGGUGAUGCCUCCGGUGCAAGUACCGAUGGCGCAGGCAACUCAGCACAUCAUGAUGCAACCUCCUGCUGUAGCUCCUCUAGCUGCUAUCCCGGCGAUUCUGCCGGCUAAUGGUCAUCUGCAGACGAGUAACCAGUUGCACUCUGGUGAAAACCGACCGAUGUUGGCAGGGAAGGGACCUUCGGCGAAUGCUUUCCCCAGUCCCGGAAACCGAGCCUAUUUCACAAAGGAAUACAUGAACCUGUUGGAGGAGAUUAAAAAUACCAAGCGAAACAAGCAGCCUGCGGAAUCCCCCGAGCCUGUUCUCGAGCCAUACCCUGAGCUUGAAGACUCUGAGGAUGUCGACCUCACACAGAAGCCAUUCCAUGAGGAGGACGCUGACGAAGACGGACUUGCUGCAUACAUGAAGAUGAGGCAAGACUUUUACAUGUCCCUGCACUUCUCUCGAGUCCAGGAGCUGUGCAAGCAAAGGGGUGUACAAUACGUUCGAAAGGACACCGGGUCCUGGGAACUUGCUCGAUUGGAUCUGCCGGAGUAUGCAGACCAACUGAAGGACGCUGCCUCGAAAGAUGCUGCUGAACCAUCGUGGAAUCAGGAUAACGAAGAUCUAGGCGAUGCUGUUGAGAAUGAUGUUGUUACUGACAAUUAGCAAAUUGAGAGUUUACACUCCCUAAGAAGGGCCGUGAGUAGGAUUUCGAGGUUGAAAGAGUGUGGGGAUGGAGCGUGAAUCUCUCUCCUUGACCAAGUUCAUACUCUGAUUAUCCUCCUUGCGUGCCUACGGGGGGAUAUCGCGUGAGGUAAAGCAUACGUACGCUUCUGGCUGCGUAUGACCAGAGACGAAUGGAGUCGACUGUUGGUUGGGAGUGGUUGUGUCUAUGUAGUUAUGUCCUUGAGCCACAGACUGGUUUAUGUAGGCAAGACAAUACGGUCCCUCAGAGAACGAUGGCGUGAGCACCGCCGUGUUGUGGCAGUAGGUAGUAAGCAGCGUGUGCGCUCCUGGCUUAGAAAGGCUGGUCUCCAGAAUUACGUCCCCAUUCUUGUCUUGUUCUGCCAUUGAGGGCAUGGAAACAAAAAUCAUUAAGAGUC
This is a messenger RNA of Chara braunii, 1603 nucleotides long. NCBI's taxonomy places the organism in Eukaryota, Viridiplantae, Streptophyta, Charophyceae, Charales, Characeae. The record is from the annotation of a GenBank genome assembly.